UUCCUACAUUGCCUAACCAUUAAAGCUUUGCCAACCGCCUACUUUAUUAUUCACAUACAUAAAAAAGAAAGAGAAAGCCAAGCAAGAAAAGAAACCUGUGCAGUUCUCACCAACCCUCCCAACCUCCCAACCCUUUUCAAAUUAUUGGAGAAAUAAUUGACAGAGUGGUAGGUUUAAUUUUCGACAAACGAUUCAAUGGCAGGCGGAGGGAAUUGCUGUAGGAUUCUAGACAAUGAAGUGCUUCUACUAUUUCAAGGACAAAGCUAGGAGCAGGGAACAAAGAUCUGCUCCAGAACUGAAAGAAGAAACAAAAUCGGAUUAUUCAGGUGGCGGCGACAGGGUCAUUAAGUCCACCUGUUCCGCGAAUUCACCCCGCGGUAUCCCAGAAAUGUACGAAGAGAAGGCUCAUAAUUUGCGGGCGUUUACAUUCGCGGAGCUCAGGCAGGCAACAAAUGACUUCAGUAGGCUGCUUAAGAUCGGAGAAGGCGGAUUUGGGAAUGUAUACAGAGGUUCAAUUAAGGCCGCUGAUGACAAGGGCAGCGAUCCAGUCGUUGUCGCCAUUAAAAAGCUUAACAAUGAUGGCUUACAGGGUCACAAGCAGUGGGUGGCCGAAGUUCAAUUUUUGAGUGUUGUGGAGCACCCGAAUCUUGUCAAACUAAUCGGAUACUGUGCUGUUGAUGGAGAAAGAGGGAUUCAACGACUGCUUGUCUAUGAAUUCAUGCCCAACCGAAGUUUAGAAGAUCAUCUGUUCAACAAGGUGUACUCAACCGUACCUUGGGAGACAAGGUUACAGAUAAUACUUGGAGCAGCUCAAGGAUUGGCGUAUCUGCACCAAGGAUUGGAAGUUCAGGUAAUCUAUCGAGAUUUCAAAUGCGCAAAUGUGUUACUGGAUGACAACUUUAAACCGAAGCUUUCGGACUUUGGGCUUGCUAGGGAGGGGCCAAUGGUUGGCCAUACUCAUGUUUCAACUGCAGUAGUGGGGACUUAUGGGUACGCUGCUCCAGAUUACAUCGAGACAGGCCAUCUCACAGCGAAGAGUGAUGUCUGGAGUUUCGGUGUGGUGCUGUAUGAGAUUCUUACGGGCAGGCGAUCACUGGAGAGAAACCGGCCAAGAACAGAACAGAAACUUUUGGAAUGGGUGAAACAGUUCCCUUGUGAUGGAAAAAAGUUUGGCUUGAUAAUGGAUAGCAGGCUGGAAAACAAGUAUUCUAUCACCGCGGCAAGAAAGAUAGCUAAUCUGGCCGAAAGUUGCCUGUCAAAGAGCGCAAAAGAUCGGCCAACAAUGAGUCAGGUAGUAGACAAACUGAAGCAGAUUAUCCAAGACUCCGAAGAGGGAAUCCCAUCCGACAGAAGUUCUGAAUCCGUUGAGAAUGACCAAGCCGACUCGGUAACAAAGCCGAGACAGUUGGAGGCCUCAGAGUCAUGGCAGAGGCGAAUGGCUCACCUGGCCAAACUAGGCGAGCAUGUGGAGAGCGCUAGUAGAAGAAGAUUCAUGAUUAUGCAGAGGGCAAGGGUGACAUGAUGGAUAAUUCCCCAGGCGUAGUUGUAACUUGUUUUCGGGUCGUUUCUGAGAUCAAAUGAUGAGGAAAAAGUAGUGCAGAAAAGGAAAUAAGUGAGCUAAAUUGACUUGUCGAUCCAACUUUUUCUCGAGUUGGAUGGUUAUUUUUGUACAGUUGUUAAAGCCAUCAGAGAUUCUCAGAGAAUCAGUCUUUUCCAUGUAUAGGUGAUUUAAUAAGCAUAUGCUAAGGCUAUUUGUUUUCUUCCCUU
This is a messenger RNA of Malus domestica (apple), 1767 nucleotides long. RefSeq names its product probable serine/threonine-protein kinase PBL19. Gene Ontology annotation, biological process: protein phosphorylation. The record is from RefSeq and is a predicted model, not a curated record. Gene Ontology annotation, molecular function: ATP binding; protein kinase activity. NCBI's taxonomy places the organism in Eukaryota, Viridiplantae, Streptophyta, Magnoliopsida, Rosales, Rosaceae.